CAUGAACAUCCAAAAUCUACCAGUCCAGCCCAAUAAAGCGCUCUCGACGAGCCCAACCCCGCGCAUUUGACCAAUCUCGCGCUGAGCACCCCAAGCAUCGAUUAACCCGCUCAUCGUUCACAUCCCGACCGACGACCAGCAGCCAUGGCUGCCCCCGUCCUCCCCCUGCAGCAGGUGAAGCUGCCAUCGCUGCCUUCCACUCGCCUGACACCGGAGCAACAAUAUUGGAAGACCUUCAAGAAUCCCCUCCUCAUUCCUUCGCCAGCCAACGGGCCCAUCAACCUCAUCACACAGCCCUCCGCCCCUUCCUCCGCCUCCGCCUUUCCCUCUCUCACCCAGCCGCCCGAUGUCUUCACCGUGACCACGGGCGCCCGCGUCCAAAUCUACUCCAUCCGCACCCGUAAACUCCUCCGCACAAUCACUCGCUUCGACGACACGGCACGAGGCACCGACGUGCGCCCAGAUGGUCGUGUGGUCGCCGUGGGUGACGAUUCCGGCACGGUGCAGGUCUUCGACGUGGCAUCGCGGGCGAUUCUCAAGACGUGGAAGGAACACAAGCAGCCGGUCUGGGUGGCCAAAUUCUCGCCCAGCGACCCGACGGCGCUGUUCACGGCCAGCGAUGACCGCACCGUGCGCAUGUGGGAUCUGCCCAGCCAGAACAGCGCCCGCAGCUUCGUGGGCCAUACGGAUUACGUGCGCAGCGGCGCCUUUAUGCCCGGAUCGUUGGCCUCGUCGGGCCUUCUGGUCUCCGGUAGUUACGAUCGUACGGUGCGUCUCUGGGAUCCCCGCGUGGACACCCGCGCUGCCAUGACGUUCAAGAUGACCGCCCCGAUCGAAAGCGUGCUGCCCAUGCCGACGGGGACGACCGUGCUCGCCGCUGCCGAUAACAAGAUCGCCGUCCUCGACAUCGUGGCCGGCAAACCCCUGCACAUGAUUCAGAGUCACCAGAAGACGGUUACGUCGUUGGCGCUGGCCUCGAACGGAGAGCGGUUGCUCUCCGGUGCGUUGGACGGUCACAUGAAGGUCUUCGAGACGACGGGAUGGAACGUCGUGUCUGGGUCCAAGUACCCGUCCCCGAUUCUCUCGCUGAGUGUCAUCCAAUCCGGCGUUGCCCAGGAGGACAAGCACAUUGCCGUCGGUAUGGCGUCCGGUCUCUUGUCGAUCAAGACCCGGCUGUCGGGACAGCAGAAGAUCAAGGAGAAGGAGCGUCGGAAGGAGAUGCAGGCGCUCUUGGAGGGCAAACUGGAGGAGCACGACCGGAAAGUUGCCAAACAGAAGCGCGGCGCGGGCUGGGAGAAGCGUCUCCGUGGUCGGGACUUUAUUGGUGAGGGUGUGGAUGUUGUGAUCGAGGGACGCGAUACUGGCAAGCGCAAGAGGGAGCAGACUUGGGAGCACGAUCUGCGCAAGGGCCGCUAUUCGGCGGCUUUGGACCAUGUACUCAGCUCCAGCGACAAGACGGCCCAGCUCACACUUUUCACGGCGCUGCGCCAUCGCUCUGCCCUGCGUGCCGCCUUGCAGAACCGCGACGAAGUAACACUGCAGCCGGUGCUUGCAUGGGUACAGAAGAACCUCACUGAACCACGACUGGUAAACCUCUGCGUCGAGGUGGCCAUGAACGUUCUGGAUAUCUAUUCGGGCAACUUGGGCCAGUCCGCCCAGAUCGACAAGAUGGUGGAGAGGCUGCACCGAAAGGUGCGUGAGGAGGUUGAGAUGGCGCACCAAGCUUGUCAGACCAAAGGCAUGUUGGAGAUGUUACGGGCGUGCUGAAAUAGGACCACCACGAAAAGCGAAAAUCAUGAGUAGAGCUUGUUUCACCAUAUUGGAUACCUCGGAUGGAGUUUGGGGUUCUUAGGCAUAUCGCAUGUAUUGUAUAGCAAAUGAUCUACAUGUUCCAUCGUCUCCACCUAAGCCGCU
Messenger RNA from Aspergillus uvarum CBS 121591, 1914 nucleotides. Its product is annotated as snoRNA-binding rRNA-processing protein UTP15. The transcript has a single exon. Gene Ontology annotation, molecular function: protein binding. The record is from RefSeq and is a predicted model, not a curated record. Gene Ontology annotation, cellular component: nucleolus. NCBI's taxonomy places the organism in Eukaryota, Fungi, Ascomycota, Eurotiomycetes, Eurotiales, Aspergillaceae. The coding region runs from base 145 to 1767 and encodes 540 amino acids. Gene Ontology annotation, biological process: rRNA processing; positive regulation of transcription by RNA polymerase I.